This is a messenger RNA of Schistocerca cancellata (South American locust), 738 nucleotides long. RefSeq names its product E3 ubiquitin-protein ligase MARCHF3-like. NCBI's taxonomy places the organism in Eukaryota, Metazoa, Arthropoda, Insecta, Orthoptera, Acrididae. The transcript is spliced from 4 exons. Bases 1 to 738 code for a protein of 245 amino acids. Gene Ontology annotation, molecular function: zinc ion binding; ubiquitin-protein transferase activity. Gene Ontology annotation, biological process: protein ubiquitination. The record is from RefSeq and is a predicted model, not a curated record.
AUGAAUACGUCGCCGGAGUGUGUGGCUCAGGCACCGCAGACGGAGGAGACGCAGAAGGGAACUUCACCGCCCCCACAGUGUCACGUCAACAUAGGACAGGGUGGACCGGACGGCGACGACGACGACGACGGCCUGGAGGAGCCGCUGUGCCGCAUCUGCUACGAGGGCGAGAAGGCGGGCAAACUGCUGUCCCUGUGCCACUGCAAGGGCUCCAUGGGCUGCACGCACCUGCGCUGCCUCGAGCGGUGGCUCGACGCGGCGCAGAAGACGCGCUGCGAGCUCUGCGGCUUCAGCUACCGAGUGCAGCUCACCAGGCGCUACUCCGUGCUGCCCUCUGUCCGUGUCUGGAUCCGUGAGCAAGCUGACAAGAGAUUACUGGUGAUCGACCUGUUGACAGUGAUAUGCGUUAUGCCGGUGAUCGGAGCGUACGUGUAUUUUAGCGUACGCGGUAUUCUGGAGCUAGCGGAGGGUCCCAUGGGGAUCGGACCAAACGAGACUACCACAGAGGCUCUGACGGCAAUUGGACUCCUGGUGAUGUGCACUGUCAUUGUCAUCUGCUUCUUCAUCUGGCUCGGCAUCGCCUGUGCUGACGACGCCGGUAGACGAGGGCCAGGUGACGGCGGUAGCGAGAGGCUCCUCUCUGGAGCAAAUCUUUUCACGUGGAGCGCACAUCCAGCAGCACGCGAGCGUCUGACCGCAGGUACAGGUGGUGAACCGGAGGCGGCCAUCGGCGGCUAG